GAGGUAUCUAAUGCGUCAUUGAAUCCUCCUAUGUUAGAAAAGUGUCGAUACUGCGGCUGUUCUGAUAUCAAGUUACUAAAACAAUGCCUCUUCUGUGGAGCCGUAGCAUACUGUAGCGAUGAACAUCAGCAAUUCGACUGGAAGCGGCAUAAGCCUAUGUGCAAGCAGACGCAAGCAGAAAGUCAACGUCGUCAGGCGACUGCUGGACCGUCAUCAUGCACCACUUGCACCCAGACGGAGACCAGUUCAGCUUCGAGUCCUGACCCGAGUCCACCGCCGAUGUCCUUCUUAGGUGGUUCAGGUGCGUGGAACAGAUGA
Messenger RNA from Haemonchus placei, 318 nucleotides. Lineage: Eukaryota; Metazoa; Nematoda; Chromadorea; Rhabditida; Trichostrongylidae. The record is from the annotation of a GenBank genome assembly.